Mollisia scopiformis is the source of this 1290-nucleotide messenger RNA. Its product is annotated as 6-phosphogluconate dehydrogenase C-terminal domain-like protein. Gene Ontology annotation, cellular component: cytosol. Lineage: Eukaryota; Fungi; Ascomycota; Leotiomycetes; Helotiales; Mollisiaceae. Gene Ontology annotation, biological process: pentose-phosphate shunt, oxidative branch; pentose-phosphate shunt. The record is from RefSeq and is a predicted model, not a curated record. The transcript has 4 exons. Gene Ontology annotation, molecular function: NADP binding; phosphogluconate dehydrogenase (decarboxylating) activity. Bases 1 to 1290 code for a protein of 429 amino acids.
AUGCAGGUUUUCUUCUUCUCACUCCCGCAUGGCAUGGUUGGAGAUACCGUCGUUGACGGGCUGCAACAGUAUCUGGACAAGGGAGAUGUGAUUAUUGAUUGCAGUAAUGAGGAAUGGGAGAAUACGCAAAGAAGACAGGGCAAGUUGGUCGCUCAAGGAGUUUACUAUGUGGGCUGUGGUGUCAGCGGAGGCUACCAAGCUGCGAGAAGAGGACCGAGUAUGUGUCCAGGAGGUGAAGAUCAGGCCUUGGAUAUUGUGAUGCCGCUGCUACAGAAGAUGGCUGCCAAAGCUACUGAUGGAACUCCUUGUGUGGAGAGAAUUGGGAUGGGUGGUGCCGGACAUUAUGUGAAGAUGAUUCACAACGGUAUUGAGCACGCUAUGAUGAGCGCCAUCUGUGAAUCGUGGACGAUCAUGACCAAGCAUAUGGGCAUGAAGUAUGAUGAUGUAGGAAAGGUGUUUGAGAAGUGGUCUUCGGAAGGAGAACUGAAAAACACGUUCCUAGUCAAGAUCGGAGCAGAUAUCUGUGAGGCAAAAGACAAGGAAGGCCACCACGUCCUUGGUGACGUCCAAGAUAAAGUCGUCCAAGACAUCGACGGAUCAGAAGGGACUGGGAUUUGGUCCAACACCCAAGCAACCUCCCUCCACGUCCCCGCACCUACUUUGGCAACAGCACACUCCCUCCGAAUCGCAUCUGCUUACCGUGGAAACCGAGAACACGUCAAGGAAACAUUCCACGGCUCGUUCCUUCCCUCAAAAUUCGACUUCAAGGACGAGGAAGAGAAAGCUGCAUUCAUCGAGGACUUACGACAAGCAGUCUACGCCACAUGUCUUGCAGGCUAUGUUCAAGGCAUUAGCAUCAUCGACGUUGCGGACAAGCAGAACAAGUGGGCCGUUAACUUCAACAACAUCGUCCAGAUCUGGAGAUCAGGAUGCAUUAUCCAAGCUGACCACAUCUCUUCGCUUCUGUACAAGAUCUUCCACCCAGAAUCGACCUCCAAGCACAAGAACCACAACCUUCUCUACGAACCCCUAAUCGUGGACGAACUGAAAGCCGGAUUUGAAUCAUUGAAGAGAAUCGUGGUCAAGGGACUCGAGAAGAAUGCCAUCGUGCCAAGUAUGAGUGCUACUCUGGAGUACUUGAAAUACAUGGGCAACCUCGAUCUUCCAACUCAGUUCUACGAGGCUGAGUUGGAUUACUUUGGGAAGCAUAUGUAUGAUAGUAAGUCGAUGGACAAGGGUCCGGGAGAGGCAAAGACUGGAACUCAUCAUUAUGAGUGGAAGCCCGCGUAA